This is a messenger RNA of Daucus carota subsp. sativus, 2085 nucleotides long. RefSeq names its product xyloglucan O-acetyltransferase 1. Gene Ontology annotation, molecular function: O-acetyltransferase activity. The transcript has 2 exons. NCBI's taxonomy places the organism in Eukaryota, Viridiplantae, Streptophyta, Magnoliopsida, Apiales, Apiaceae. Bases 243 to 1616 code for a protein of 457 amino acids. Gene Ontology annotation, cellular component: Golgi apparatus. The record is from RefSeq and is a predicted model, not a curated record.
AAUCACCUCCUUAAUUCACAAACACACACAACUUUUCAACUUUUAGCUGCUGCUGCUUCUUCUUCUUCUCCAUCUCCUCCUCCCAUUUGUCCCUCUACUUUCCAGGCUCCACCUCUCUUCCCAACCAUACCCAUUACAACAAUCACAAGAACCCAAAAGAAAAAAACUAAAAGAAAUUUGCUUUACUACACAUAAGGUUACACAUUAUAUAUACACAACACAUAGAGCAGGAGCUACAUGCAAUGGGUUCAUCAAGCCCAUUGAAAGAUCACUAUUUUUCUUCUUUUAAUAGAAGCAAGUUGAUAACAUGGAGUUUGUAUACUCUUGUUUCUUUUGCAUUCAUUCGUUUCUAUUUUUACCCUUAUUUUUCUCUUGUUUCAACUCAAGACCAAUUCUUAACCACCAACUCCAGGGUCAUUAGUACCACUAGCACCCCUUCUUCUUCUUCUUCUUCUUCUACUUCUCAUGUGUCUCCUCCUCCUCCAUACUCACAAGAAGAGGAAAAACCCCAUGUGGAAUCAACAACAUGUGACUAUACAAAUGGUGAAUGGGUCCAAGACAAACAAGGUCCUAUGUAUAAUGGGACAAGUUGUGGGACAAUCAAGAAGGGACAAAAUUGUAUGAGGCAUGGAAGGCCUGAUACAGGCUAUCUUUAUUGGAGAUGGAAGCCUAAAGAUUGUCAAGUUCCCAGGUUUGAGCCCACCAUUUUUCUUGAUAUGCUCAAGAACAAGCAUGUAGCUUUUGUAGGUGACUCUAUGGCUAGGAAUCAAUUGGAGUCACUUCUGUGUAUGUUAUCUACAUUUUCUGCUCCUAAUCUGGUUUAUAGAAAUGGUGAAGAUGAUAAAUUUAGGAGAUGGAACUUUCCUUCACAUAAUGUUACUGUUUCAGUUUAUUGGUCACCUUUUCUUGUCAAAGGUAUCGAAAAAUCGACAAAUGGUGGGCCUGAUUACAAUAGGUUGUUCUUAGAUUCUGUGGAUGAGAGAUGGGCUUCUGAUCUUGGUUCUAUAGAUAUGGUAGUUUUGUCGAUUGGGCAUUGGUUUCUACAUCCAGCUGCGUAUUUUGAUGGGGAUAAAGUAUUAGGUUGUCAUGUUUGUUCUGGUAUGAAUUAUACUGAGAUUGGUUUUUAUGGAGUUUAUGCUAAGGCAAUGGAAACUACCCUUAAGGCGAUAAUGAAGAGAAGAGGUAGUCGAGUUGGUUCUGAUAGCAAUGGUGCGAUUGAUGUUAUUGUUACUACAUUUACACCGGCACAUUUUGAAGGGGAGUGGGAUAAGCCAGGGGCUUGUUCGAAGACUAAGCCUUAUAAGGAAGGGGAAAUUGAGCUUAUAAACAUGGAUGCAGAGAUGAGAAAAUCUGAGUUGGAUGUCGUGAAAGUGGCGAAGAAGAAAGCUAAGAGAUUCAAGAAUUUGAGGUUAGAGGCAGUGGAUGUAACCAAAUUGGCACUGAUGAGACCGGAUGGUCACCCAGGGCCUUAUAUGAAUCCGCAUCCGUUUGCCAAUGGCGUAGGAGAGCGCGUUCAGAAUGACUGUGUGCAUUGGUGCUUACCAGGGCCAAUUGAUACCUGGAAUGAGAUUUUGCUUGAUGUGAUUAAAAGAUGGAAUGGUCAAUCCAGGCAUUAGCAUGUGGUAUACUUCUGGCUUCAUGAGGCUUCUCGAACAGAUAAAUUCAGUAUAUUUGUAUAGAAAUGCUGAAUUUUCAACACUGGACACUAAAAAGAACAACACUGGUUAUUAAAUUGUUCAUUUUGAUUCUCCCAUGGCAUCUGUUUUUGAGGGAUAUUCAGAAGAUCAAGAAGAUGUUCAUAAAGCAGUGCCCAGGAUGCAGUAGAUACUGGUACUAAAGGCAGCAACAAUGUCAAAAAGAGUUUUGUUUUUUGUAAGUAGAAAUGAACCAUAGUAAUGUUAAAACUAAAGGGCAUUUAUACUUUUGUUUCAAAGGGCAUGUAUACUUCUGUUUCUUAGGAUAUCUUUAUGUAAUUUAAGCUAGGUAAAAGUACAUCACACAUUGCCCUGUACUUUAUUUUCCUCCAUUCAUUUUUUUGAUAGAGUCCUUAAAGAUAAAAUUUUUUAUUGAUGUAUUUUUUGAGAA